This is a messenger RNA of Otolemur garnettii (small-eared galago), 2759 nucleotides long. RefSeq names its product actinin alpha 2 (gene ACTN2). Gene Ontology annotation, cellular component: cell junction; plasma membrane; cortical actin cytoskeleton. The record is from RefSeq and is a predicted model, not a curated record. Gene Ontology annotation, biological process: actin cytoskeleton organization; muscle cell development. Bases 1 to 2700 code for a protein of 899 amino acids. NCBI's taxonomy places the organism in Eukaryota, Metazoa, Chordata, Mammalia, Primates, Galagidae. The transcript is spliced from 22 exons. Gene Ontology annotation, molecular function: actin filament binding; calcium ion binding.
AUGAACCAGAUAGAGCCCGGCGUGCAGUACAACUACGUCUACGACGAGGAUGAGUACAUGGUCCAGGAGGAGGAGUGGGACCGCGACCUGCUGCUGGACCCGGCCUGGGAGAAGCAGCAGAGGAAGACCUUCACCGCCUGGUGCAACUCCCACCUGAGGAAAGCUGGCACUCAGAUCGAGAACAUCGAGGAAGACUUUAGGAAUGGCCUGAAGCUCAUGCUGCUUUUGGAAGUCAUCUCAGGGGAGAGGUUGCCCAAACCUGACCGAGGAAAAAUGCGGUUCCACAAAAUCGCUAAUGUCAACAAAGCUUUGGAUUACAUAGCCAGCAAAGGGGUGAAGCUGGUGUCCAUUGGGGCAGAAGAAAUUGUUGACGGCAAUGUGAAAAUGACCCUGGGUAUGAUCUGGACCAUCAUCCUUCGCUUUGCUAUUCAGGAUAUUUCCGUUGAAGAAACAUCUGCCAAAGAGGGUCUGCUGCUGUGGUGUCAGAGGAAGACUGCUCCUUACAGAAACGUGAACAUUCAGAACUUUCAUACCAGCUGGAAAGAUGGCCUUGGACUCUGUGCGCUCAUCCACAGACACCGGCCUUCUCUAAUAGAUCAAAACAAGGAACGCUGUGAUGACCCCGUAGGAAAUAUCAAUCUGGCCAUGGAAAUCGCAGAGAAACACCUGGAUAUUCCUAAAAUGUUGGAUGCUGAAGAUGUAGUAUGCACUGCCCGACCAGAUGAAAGAGCCAUAAUGACUUAUGUUUCCUGUUACUAUCAUGCUUUUGCUGGUGCACAGAAGGCUGAGACAGCGGCUAACAGGAUAUGUAAGGUUCUUGCUGUGAAUCAAGAGAAUGAGAGGCUGAUGGAAGAAUAUGAGAGGCUAGCAAGUGAGCUUUUGGAAUGGAUCCGUCGCACAAUCCCCUGGCUAGAGAACCGGACUCCUGAGAAGACCAUGCAGGCCAUGCAGAAGAAGCUGGAGGACUUCCGGGAUUACCGCCGGAAGCACAAGCCCCCCAAGGUGCAGGAGAAAUGCCAGCUGGAGAUCAACUUCAACACGCUGCAGACCAAGCUGCGGAUCAGCAACCGGCCCGCCUUCAUGCCCUCGGAGGGCAAGAUGGUGUCGGACAUUGCUGGUGCCUGGCAGAGGCUGGAGCAGGCCGAGAAGGGGUACGAGGAGUGGCUGCUCAACGAGAUACGGAGGCUGGAGCGCCUGGAACACCUGGCCGAGAAGUUCAGACAGAAGGCCUCAACGCACGAGACCUGGGCGUACGGCAAAGAGCAGACCUUGCUGCAGAAGGAUUACGAGUCGGCGUCGCUCACGGAGGUGCGGGCGCUGCUGCGGAAGCACGAGGCGUUUGAGAGCGACCUGGCGGCGCACCAGGACCGCGUGGAGCAGAUCGCAGCCAUCGCACAGGAGCUCAAUGAACUGGACUAUCACGACGCUGUGAAUGUCAACGAUCGGUGCCAGAAAAUCUGCGACCAGUGGGACAGGUUGGGAACGCUUACUCAGAAGAGGAGAGAGGCCUUGGAGAGAGCUGAGAAAUUGCUAGAAACCAUCGAUCAGCUUCACCUGGAGUUUGCCAAGAGAGCAGCUCCGUUCAACAACUGGAUGGAGGGUGCGAUGGAGGAUCUGCAGGACAUGUUCAUCGUCCACAGCAUUGAGGAGAUCCAGAGUUUGAUCACUGCCCACGAGCAGUUCAAGGCCACCCUGCCGGAGGCAGAUGGAGAGCGGCAGUCCAUCUUGGCCAUCCAGAAUGAGGUGGAGAAGGUCAUUCAGAGCUACAACCUCAGAAUCAGCUCCAGCAACCCCUACAGCACUGUCACCAUGGAUGAGAUCCGCGCCAAGUGGGACAAGGUGAAGCAGCUGGUGCCCGUCCGUGAUCAGUCGCUGCAGGAGGAGCUGGCUCGCCAGCACGCUAACGAGCGUCUGAGGCGCCAGUUUGCGGCACAGGCCAACGCCAUCGGGCCUUGGAUCCAGAACAAGAUGGAGGAGAUUGCCCGGAGCUCCAUCCAGAUCACAGGAGCCCUGGAAGACCAGAUGAAUCAGCUGAAGCAGUAUGAGCACAACAUCAUCAACUACAAGAACAACAUCGACAAGCUGGAGGGAGACCAUCAGCUCAUCCAGGAGGCCCUGGUCUUUGACAACAAGCACACGAAUUAUACCAUGGAGCACAUCCGUGUUGGAUGGGAGCUGCUGCUCACAACCAUCGCCAGGACCAUCAACGAGGUGGAGACUCAGAUCCUGAUGAGAGACGCCAAGGGCAUCACCCAGGAGCAGAUGAAUGAGUUCAGAGCCUCCUUCAACCACUUCGACAGGAGGAAGAACGGCCUGAUGGAUCAUGAGGAUUUCAGAGCCUGCCUGAUUUCCAUGGGUUAUGAUUUGGUAAGACAGAAACAGGGUGAAGCUGAAUUUGCCCGUAUUAUGACCUUGGUUGAUCCCAAUGGGCAAGGCACGGUCACCUUCCAGUCCUUCAUUGACUUCAUGACUAGGGAGACCGGCGACACCGACACCGCGGAGCAGGUCAUCGCCUCCUUCCGGAUCCUGGCUUCUGAUAAGCCAUACAUCCUGGCAGAGGAGCUGCGUCGGGAGCUGCCCCCAGACCAGGCCCAGUACUGCAUCAAGAGGAUGCCCACCUACACCGGCCCGGGCAGUGUGCCGGGCGCCCUGGAUUACACCGCAUUCUCUUCUGCGCUCUACGGGGAGAGCGAUCUGUGACGCUGAGCUUCUGUAAUCACUGAUCCCAUCAGAACGCAAUAAAAGCUGAAGUCACAGUU